AUGGAAAACAAUAUGGAAGAUUUAGCAAAUUUGACUGUGCCAAAUCCGGUUAUGGAAGUUUCAUCGACACCAAUGAAUAUUUUCAACGAAAAAGUGGGGAAAACAGUAACUGAUAAAUUUUCCACACCAGUGAAGUCUACACUACCCCCAAUUGAUUCGCGCACGAUUACUCGACCAUCGAAACGAGCGCAGAAUUUACCUGAAGUGGCACAAAAUUCACCUGAAAUAACACAAAAAUCAGCUGUGAAAGCACAACCGGAUGAUUUGUCUUCGAGUUCAGAACAGAUUAGUCGAUCGUCUACAGAAUCUGCGGUUUCUACCAAAAAGAGUGAGAAACAUCAACAAGAACAAACGGGUGGUGAAAAUAAACCUUCUCAUCGUGCAAGGCAGCGAACAAUUACUGUCCAAAGUCAAAUAAGCCAUGAUAUUGCUAAUGCAUUUAGUGAAGCUAAACAAGUACAUGGAAGAGGCAGUGUUUUGGCAAAUUCACCAUCGAGAGGCCAUUCCUGUGGGCUAGGGUCAGACCGUGUAUUCUCACAAAGUGAUAUCGCAUUGUUAAUCAAGGAACGAGAUCAACUAUCUGAAGAAGUGAAUUCACUUGAACUCAGUUAUUGUGAAUUGUUUCAUCGUUAUGAAAAGUUGCGGCAAACAAGUAUCGAAAUUAAGAAGUAUGGUGAUGAUAUGAAAAGUGAAUGUGAGGAAAUAUCAAAGCGCUAUAUGAUGCUCACUGAAAAAUUUAAUGCUUUGAGGGCUAAUGCUGAAGAACAACUCAAUCUCGCUAAUGAUGAGGUUGAUAAUCUACUAAAGCAGCAUGAAUCUGAUACUUUAGCUCUUCGGCUGAAAGUUAAACAGCUAGAAUCGAAAAAUGAAACACUUACAAUUAGUUUGAACGCCAAACAAAAAGAAGUGGAUCAGAUGACAGCUCUCUUUGAAGAGGUCAUUAAUAAAGCGGAGGCAAAUACUGAUGUCGACGAAUAG
This is a messenger RNA of Dracunculus medinensis (Guinea worm), 978 nucleotides long. Lineage: Eukaryota; Metazoa; Nematoda; Chromadorea; Rhabditida; Dracunculidae. The record is from the annotation of a GenBank genome assembly.